Molecule: messenger RNA, 4537 nt
Organism: Hyla sarda
Lineage: Eukaryota; Metazoa; Chordata; Amphibia; Anura; Hylidae
Gene: USF2
Product: upstream transcription factor 2, c-fos interacting
Exons: 11
Coding region: 1920-2891 (323 amino acids)
Biological process (GO): regulation of transcription by RNA polymerase II
Molecular function (GO): DNA-binding transcription factor activity, RNA polymerase II-specific; RNA polymerase II cis-regulatory region sequence-specific DNA binding; protein dimerization activity
Source: RefSeq, a predicted model, not a curated record
UCUGUAGCAUACAGCUGCUUAAAGGGGUACUCCACCCCUAGACAUCUUAUCCCCUAUCCAACCAAAGCCUUCGGCUGUCCGGGCAUGCUGGGAGUUGUAGUUUAGCAACAGUUGGAAGCAUCCUGGUUGUGAAACAAUUGUCUAAGUGUUUAAGUCAGGGCUCAAGUCCUGCAGGAACGCGUGGGAACUAAGGUCAUGCACUUUUUCUACAGCAAGAACACCAUCCCCAUAAGCAGGAGUCCUGCAGGACCAGCCCUUUAGUGGAAGAGUUCCUACACUUUUUCCCCCAGGACUUGACCCCUGGUUUUAGUGCAAUCGGAUUCCCUUGGUGUGAAUAGGGCCCUAUAGAGAUCAGGAAGGGUAAUAGCCGACGAGCACUAGGACCUUGGACAGAGAACUCCCUCCACCUCACAAGCGCUUGGCGUCACGUGGUAAUGACAUGUCACAUGACGCAGAGCUGACAGCUCCACGCGCCGCCUCCCUCUACAGCAUUUUUUUUUAUGUGGGCGGAGCCACUUAAUGUCUUUGUUCAAACUGAUGCGCGACCCCGCGUUAUUUGGCGCUUUUCGCGGACGCGAUUUUUAGAGACUUUUUUUCCCCCCUCUCUCCUUGUCGCUUUCUUCUGUUAGCGGCAAUAGCGACCGACCGCUUCUGACACAACCAUAACAUUUACGUCCACGUAUAGAACAAAUAUAUAUAUUAAAAAAAAAAAAAAAAAGUCCCGACCACUGCUAAAAAUAUAUUAAAAAGACGUGAAACAUAAAAUCUGUCUCGUAGUUCCCUGAGUGCAGUAUGCGGUGGGCAGAGGCUGCGCGAGCUCACUGGAACUGUCAUUCUUAUGUUUGUGGCGCCCGCCCGCUCCGAUACAGAACAGCCCCCUGUAUUCUCUAUAGCAGUAUUUGUGUUUGUCGGGCCCGCCGCUCUGACACAGCCCUGUAUUCUCUAUAGCAGUAUUUGUGUUUGUCGGGCCCGUCCGCACAGCCCUGUAUUCUCUAUAGCAGCAGUAUUUGUGUUUGUGGCGCCCGUCCGCACAGCCCUGUAUUCUCUAUAGCAGUAGAUUUGUGUUUGUCGGGCCCGCCCGCACAGCCCUGUAUUCUCUAUAGCAGUAGAUUUGUGUUUGUCGGGCCCGCCCGCACAGCCCUGUAUUCUCUAUAGCAGUAGAUUUGUGUUUGUGGCGCCCGCCCGCACAGCCCUGUAUUCUCUAUAGCAGUAGAUUUGUGUUUGUGGCGCCCGCCCGCACAGCCCUGUAUUCUCUAUAGCAGUAGAUUUGUGUUUGUCGGGCCCGCCCGCUCUGACACAGCCCUGUAUUCUCUAUAGCAGUAUUUGUGUUUGUCGGGCCCGCCCGCACAGCCCUGUAUUCUCUAUAGCAGUAUUUGUGUUUGUUGCGCCCGCCCGCACAGCCUUCUCUAUAGCAGCAGCUUUGUGUUUGUGGCGCCCGCCCGCACAGCCCUGUAUUCUCUAUAGCAGUAUUUGUGUUUGUUGCGCCCGCCCGCACAGCCUUCUCUAUAGCAGCAGCUUUGUGUUUGUCGGGCCCGCCCGCUCGCGGUUUGAGCGCUGCUUCUUGUGUCUCGGGCCCGCCCGCUCUGUUUCUGCCCUCCCGCUCUCCAGUACAGCAGCAGCAGCCGCCUAAGCUGAGGGAUCCGCCCGCUCCUCCCGCCCGUGUGCCGCUCGUUCCCGGUGCCGCUGUCCGCUCCGGUGUGAGGUGCUCUCGCUCCUUCUCCCCGCCUCCCUUCUCCUCACGUGUCCCGGCGGCGGUGCAGGAGAGGCAGGGAAGGGAUCUCCUCACAUGACCCGUGUGUUUGUCCCCGUGAUCAGAUCCGUCGGGCCUCCCGCCUCCUCCUCCUCCCCGGGCAGCCCCGGGCCCCGGCCCUGCUCAGCCUGACCCGGGGGGGGCCCUCUCCCUGACCGAGCCCCGACACAUGGACAUGCUGGACCAGAGCCUCGACUCUUCCGCCGCCGCCAGUCACGAUAAAGGACAGGAAGCGGAAGAAGUGGUAGAGUUACAUGAUGGGUUCCACUGGCGGAAUUCCGGAAAAUCAGGAGAUGAAACCAGUGCUGACGAGCAUACGGCGGUGGCCAUCGCUACGGUGCAGCAGGCAGCCUUUGCAGACCACAACAUUCAGUACCAGUUCCGCACAGAGAACAAUGGAGGACAGGUGACAUACAGAGUUGUCCAGGUGACAGACGGUCAGCUGGACGGUCAGGGGGACGCGACUGGAGCAGUGAGCGUUGUUUCAACAACCGCUUUUACUGGCACCCAACAAGCUGUGGCGCAGGCGGUCAUCCAGAACCCCUUCAGUAAUGGCGGAAGCCCUUCUACAGAUGCGGUCAGUGGGGAGGCACGGUUUGCAUACUUCCCUGCUUCCACUGUGGGCGACACAACGGCUGUGUCCGUGCAAACUGCCGAUCCUGCGCUGACUCAAGCAGGAGGGCAGUUCUACGUCAUGAUGACCCCUCAAGAUGUGCUUCCUGCUGGGACACAGAGGACGAUCGCUCCGCGCACUCAUCCCUACUCCCCAAAAAUGGAUGGAAACAGAACCCCGCGGGACGAGCGGCGCAGAGCCCAACACAACGAAGUGGAGAGGCGACGACGAGACAAGAUAAACAAUUGGAUCGUCCAGCUAUCAAAAAUCAUUCCAGACUGCAACAUGGAGAGCAGCAAGACCGGAGCGAGUAAAGGCGGAAUCCUGUCCAAAGCCUGCGACUACAUCCGCGAGCUGCGCCAGACAAAUCAGCGCCUGCAGGAAUCCUUCAAGGAGGCCGAGCGGCUGCAGAUCGACAACGAGAUGCUGCGUCAGCAGAUGGAAGACCACAAGAACGAGAACACCCUCCUGAGGACGCAGCUGCAGCAGCAUGGCAUCGAGGUGGUGGAAGAGGUGCAGAGGCAGUAGAGGCAGCGGCCGGACGCGCUCCUUCUCCUUGUGUGGCUGCAGGGAGUCAAAGAUGCCACGAAAAAGAAUAAAAAAAAAAAAAAAAAACUUGUAUAUCGGCACCCGCCCCCCCCCAAUUUACCCUCUACACCCUUUUUGCCCUGCUCACCUGCCACCACCCCGCAUCCACCCCCUUUACAGUAACCGUGUCAAAAAAACAUUUUUUUUUUUUUUUGUCUCCAUCCUGGCGAAGAACAUUGUGAACUGUGUGGCACAGCGCAGGGGGGGAGGUGGAGGAGGCACUGCCACGGGUCUUCCUUUUGCAGACAGGAGAACCCUUUGCCCCCCUCUUCAAACUUAUAGGAACAUGCUUACCUUGGAAAACAAAUUUUUUUUUCAGGCCUCUUCACUGCCAGGGACUUGCAUGGGGCUGACAGAAGGGCUGCCUGAGCGGCAGAGGGUUUAAUACGUUUGCAUUGCUCCGAUAUUAUUUUUUUUUUAUUAUUAUUAUUAUAAAUAUAUAAAUAUGAAUCUUCCUUUAGACUUUUAGCAAUGACAAUAGAUGAAAAAAAACUUCCCUUAUUUCCUUAUUUUUUUUUUCAUUUUUUUAAUUUUUUUUCAAUGUAAUUUUUUUUUCUUUUUUUUUUCAUUUUAUUAUUAUUAUUUUUUUUUUUUGUUGCCUAUCCAUAAUCCUCUGCAGUGUGUGACUUUUGCCGAUCACAGAGCUGUAGUAUUAUCCUAAACUAUACUACGGCUUCCAGGAGAAUUGCACAUUUGUUUAUUCAAAGCUUAACAGGAGGUGUCUGAGGUACAAUUCCUCCAUUUUUUUUAUUAUUUUAAUAUAUUUUUUUUUUUGUGUUUUUUUUUUUUUUUUUUUUUUUUUUUCUUGAAUACGUUACAGAAUUUUGCUUCGUUCUCCACUUUUUGCUGUUUUUAUUUUGCCCUUGGUAAACUGUACUGACAGACUGGGUCUCUUGCAGCAAAGAAUAAAAAAAUUAAAUAAAUGGCCACUAGAUGGCAGCGGAGAGCUGUGUAUCCAGCUAGUCUUGACGGCGCGGUAAAGCGAGAGCUCCCAACAUUGAACUUUCGUUUAAAUUACUAGAUGAUACGUUGUGUCCAAAUUUUGACAUUUUGAAUCUUGUUACUCCAGUUACCUCCAGAGCUGCAUUCAAAAUCGGCACCGCUCUGCCCGUAACACAUUAUUGGCGGAACUCUCCUUCGUAGGGGUUAACAUGGCUUGUCAAAUAGCUCUCGAAUGUUGUUCAUUGGCAGUGUUUCCCAACCAGGGUGCCUCCAGCUGUUGCAAAACUACAACUCCCAGCAUGCCCGGACAGCCUUUGGCUGUCCGGGCAUGCUGGGAAUUGUAGUUUUACAACAGCUGGAGGCACCCUGGUUGGGAAAAAAACACUGUUUUAUGGAGGUUCUAAAUUUUUGCAGCAAGAUUUGCCAAAUCUAAAUCCGUGGAAUCGGCCAUCGAUUCGUUUAGUCCUGAAAUAGUUGUUCAGAUUCCCUUAAAGGGGUACUCCGGUGGAAAACUUUUUUCGUAAAACUCAACUGGUGCCAGAAAGUUAAACAGAUUUGUAAAUUACUUCUAUUAAAAAAUCUUAAUUCUCCCAGUACUUAUUAGCUACUGAAUACUACAGAGGAAAUUCUUUUCUUUUUUUUUU